Messenger RNA from Manis pentadactyla (Chinese pangolin), 5193 nucleotides. It is a transcript of the gene UFM1, whose product is annotated as ubiquitin fold modifier 1. Gene Ontology annotation, cellular component: cytoplasm; nucleus. The record is from RefSeq and is a predicted model, not a curated record. Lineage: Eukaryota; Metazoa; Chordata; Mammalia; Pholidota; Manidae. The coding region runs from base 1530 to 2042 and encodes 170 amino acids. The transcript is spliced from 5 exons. Gene Ontology annotation, biological process: protein K69-linked ufmylation.
GUUAAUAUCUGCUAUAUGGAACAUAGUAUUACCUUUCAGAAUAAAUAUUGUUAUUGUUGUAAUUUGCAGUCAGGCAUUUAAAGUACUGUGAAAACACCAGUGGUUGAUGAAAUAAUGAAAGGCAGCUCUGUCCCUUCUGUGCUCGCACUCUUCAUGUGUGCAGGCUUGGGUGUUGAGGGUGCUGUCUCCCCAGGGUCAUAGCCUUUCAUCGCUGCCUCGGCACAGGCCUGUCGUUCAUUUGGGGUCAGUGGGUUAUCUGAGUCUGUUUUGUAUCUGGAAGAUGCUUCUGAUGAUUCGUUCUGAGAACAUUUGGAAAAAUUAAAAAAUUAUUUACUCCAUCUUCCUAUUCAUCUUUUAAUUAGAAUUUUUAAAGGUUUAUGGAAUAUACAUAGUCGUUUGCUUGAUAGCAUCUGACUUGUGUACUCAGGAAAGUUGAAUUCUUAAUUAUAGAAUCAAUGAAUACUUAAUAUCUUAACUUUUUAUCAUUUAGCGUUUUCUUAAGUUUCAAAUUUCAUGUGUUCACACAAACAUUAAUAUCAAAGCCAGAAAUGGAAUUUACUGAUCUAGCCCUUAUGUCUAAAACUGAUAUCCAACACCGAAGAAUUUUAACUGUGAUCUUGCAGAAUUCAGUGCUUGUAAUGGUGGGAAUUGAAAAUAAAAGUUGGAGCAUCUUUUGUUGAAUUAUGCUUUCCUUUAUCAGUCUCUUUUAAUACAACCUUUAAAACAGGAGUACUCAAGAAACCAUUGUCUUUCUGAGAAUGUUUCUAAAUAGCAUUCAUGAAGAGUGUAAUGUAAAGGAGAUCUGAAGUUCAAAACAAAGCUGAAGGAAAUGCUAAUUGGAAAUGCUGAUUAAUUAUACUUACUGAAGACCCAACGUUUAAGGAGGUGUUAAAGUGAGUCACUCAAGUGAGAAGCCUGGAAAUGAAAGAUGGGGAAGCCCAGGUGACUAGGCUUCUAAUGGGGAGGAAAGGAAAGACAACAGCGAAGGGGAACUGAAAGCUGAAGCAGAGUCUCUCAGGAAAAGCAGACAGGGCAGGCAGCUCUGUGGAGGGAGUGUUGGAAAGACCAGUAACUUGACAUCCUAAGGAGCAGAAGGCACUCAGAGAGGUGUGGGCUUUGUGGACACGAGGCUCCCAGACUCCCCUUACCAGGAAUCUGAAGAAUGGUAGAAGAGAAGAUUUCAUAACCAAGGAAACCUGAAAGGUGGAACGAAGGCCCAUAGUGAUUGAGAACUGGGGCUGCACCUGCUGUGCCCCCCAUGGGAGCUCUCCAGCCUGGUGUCUGGCUGCCCUUACAUCUGGCUGGCUCUUCAUAGACCUGGAAAUGUCCCCCUCUGAGAGCAAAGAACAGACCGAUACUCUAACGGGAGACCGUGGAAGGAACAGAAGUUCCAGCCAGUAAUUCAGACACCGUAAUGAUUAGUCACCAAAGUCAUCAGCUGGAGUUCUUGACAGUGGCUCAAAGGUCGCGUUGGAGAGAUUUCUUACUCUUGGACAUUUUACUAGAUAAAAACCUCAUCAUUCAAACAAAUGGAAAGUCGUUUUUUGUUUCUCUUUUCAGCAGCCAGACUGCUUUCCAUUGCCUGCACUACUUACAGAGACGCGGCAAAGCUGCAGCCGUCACUCAACCCACUCGACACAAACAUGUGGGCGCCCAAAGUGACCCCUAAGAGAACAAACGGUGAGGACAAUCUAAGGAGAGGAAGCUUCGCCGCGGUGACGGCCGUCUGGAGGCCGUGGUGGUGCAGAGCCAGGGGUGUGGCUGAGGAGGAGGGGGCCAAGGUGAGGACGGCAGAGGCCAGCAGGCGACACGGCUGCAGUGGACGGUCCUCUCCAGGCCACAUGGAGCCCCUCCCACUCCCCACCUCCCAGCCUGAUGGUCUCCGGGUGGCCCACAGACCUUCUCUUGGAUGCCCUUUUAGGAAGUCGGAUGGAAGGCAAAGAUGUUUACAGGAGAAACCCUGUGAGGUGAUGCGGGGGCUAAUUAACUGCAUGGUGGGGGACCUGUCACAGUGGGCACCCUUGGAGGUACUGUAUCAUUGAAUCCUCACAAAGCCACUGGACGUAAGCUUGAUUUACACCAUGGUACAGAUAAGAAAAAUGGGACCCAAAAAGUUGGAAUGGCCCAAAACUCCACUGGUGUGGUAAAUGUUGAAGCCUGAAUUUUAAUCCACAUUCCAUUAAUUCUAGCAUUACUAUUCUUUAAAUUAUACACAGAAAUUCUUAAGUUUAAAGUAAAUGCUGAUUAUUAUCAUAUAAUUGUGAUAAUUACUGAUAAUGAUAAUGUGACAUUUUAUUAUCAAACCUUAUUUUUUAGUUGUUAUCAUUUUUUAACACAAUAUAAAACAUAUCAAAUUAUCAACCUGCUGUGUGACUCCAGAGUGAGGUAUAAUAUGCUGCACAAGAGAAAACGUAAUGGUUCAUUCAUGGUUGAUUGACUGAUUAAUAAUAAAUUCAAUGGAGAAUAUAACUUUAAGAGCCCACUAGAAUGUUUGAACACGCCCAAUUCUCUAUCAUGUUAUUUUUCAGACUGCAGUACACUAACUCUGUUUCAUUGGGUUUUAAGAUGACAGUGAGAUUCCUUUAUGCUCUUUUAAGCAGAAAAAAACACCCAUUAAAGUUGUUUUUAAGGGCUGGAUGUGUGCCUCAAACUUAUGAAUUCAUCCUAUAUGAAGCAGAAAAGCAGACUGCAUCUUGGGCUGACAACGAAUGAAUGAUUGGAGAUACACAAACCCCGUCAUUAAGUGUUCCAUUCUCACCAAACUUAGACUGAAACAAAAAUGACCUCAUCUGCUAUUUCCUAGCUAAUUUUCAGCUCAGCAUUUUGUCAGAUUAUAUUUUUGGCUUAGAGUCCCCAUCUGCACAGAAGCCAUGAUUUCCACAUCAGGGUUUAAAAGAAGACAGAAACACAUUCUCAGACAGCAAGGAAAGAAUAAUUACUUCUGGGAGUCACUCCUCAAAGGCCAAGGAGAAAAUGGAAAUGAUUUUAAAUGUGGAUGAAAGGUGGCAUGGGGCUCUUCUCUACCACUGCUAUGUGUUAGUUACAGAGCAAUCUGAUGAAUUAGAACACCGUCAGGGAGAAGCUAUAAACAUGCCCCAAGCAUAUUUUCUUUUUUCAAGUGAUUCCUAAUUUCUAUUGGCUAACUGUUAGAAAAUCCGAUGGAGAUAUUUUCAGCCUGUAAAUUCAUUAGUGGUGGGUUUUUUUCCUGUUCAUAUUUUCUUAAUGUACCUUAACACAGAAGAAAUAAAUCCAUGAACUGUUUUCAGUAACACUACAGAACACUAACAAUGGUAAUAAACUCUCAGAGGUAAUCUAUUAAACUCUUCUAAAGAAAUGCAUUAUUAAAUGUAUAUGUGUUUAUAUUUACAGUUUUCAUUCUGAGAAAAUAGAGCAUCUCUCAGUCUCCUGGAAAAUAACCCAAACCUCAGCCUAAUAUAUGUGUGAAGUAGUGAAUACAGCCUUUGAAACAAAUAACAGAAAACUAAUCCCUUGCUGUGAUUUUUUUUUAUGCCGUGAAAUUUUGUCGUUUGUGACACUGAAAACUUUUCUUAAAACUUACUGAUUCAAGAAGUGGUUUUAGAGAAAGCCCCCCAGUACCUACGCUUAUGCAGGAAAAUAUUAAAAUUUUUGUAAACAGAGCAGGGAGGAAAGGCGGAAAUGUAAUUGAAAAACUCAGCAAGAAAGCAAAAGUUACGUGUCCUCGGUCGUAACAGUAUAUUUUUCUUAAAGAGGAACAAAGGGAAACAAUGCAUGGGGAGAUGUAAAUUUGUUGUAAGGAGAACUAUUUUUAACAAAAUGAAUGUCUGAAUAUGCAAGACAUUUUGCAGUUUUCCUCCCCAUCCACCCUCUGUUCUCCACCCUGCCCUGCGCCCUGGGAAGAUGAACUGCAUGAAUUGCACGAGCCUCUCUGACUUCCACAUAGAUCUGGCCCAUGGACAGGAUCAGUGGGAGAUGUGCCUGUGGAUGGAAAGUGAGAUUUGAGGAGUUAUCUCUGGCUCACUCUUGCCAGGCUGCAGGUUGGCCGUGAUUAUGUCACCCUACCAAGGCCAGGCACCUGUCUGGCACCCCACUCCCAGCACCACGGCUACACUGAGGGGACUAAGGACAUUUCUUUCCAGGUCCCCAUGCUCGUUCCCAUCCGCCCAUCCACUCCAACGCCUGGGCCUCCCCUUUCCAACCUGGUCCGCCCGUGAGGCUGCGCUUCCCACUGUUCCCACUAACUGCCUCUGUCAGUCUUGAGGAGCGGUGGGGGUGGGCAAUGUGAUUCUCCUUCCUCCGACUGUAUGACAGGCACAGGGCCAGCUUCAGGGACGUGUGACUGGUACAGUCGCACAGGGCUCGGCUUUCCAAAGCACGCCAGCACUUGGAUUUUAAUGCUCGGUGGUCACGAUUUCUAAUAAUCUUACCUUUGAAUGUGUGGUGGGGGGAGUGUAUUUACUGAGGCGUAUGCAGGGCAGUGAGCGAAUCUCAGCAGGACGGGCUUGCCACGCGCAUGCAUUCACGGAGCCAUCACCCAGACCAAGAGAGCCAACAUCCUAAUAUUUUCCCUUUUGCAUGUGUCACCCAUCCCCUCGCGGUGGGCUUGUGAUUUUCCAUGACAUCUCAUGGGGUGGAGGUGUGUGUGCCCGGGCCUGGAGCCUGAGCCCGCACGUGGCCCCCGCCCGCCCGCCCCCUGCCUCCGCAGGAGGAUACUGGGCAGCGCCCCCCCUCCCAGGCCCUGAUGCGCCGGAUCCCGCCCCGCCUCGCACCCUCGCUGGCCUCUCCGCCUCCCACCCAGGGAAGCAGCAGAGCCGCGGCGGAGGGGGGCCUGCGUCCCUGCUGUUGCCCUUGGCUCCCUCCAGGGCCUGCGGGAGGCGGGGUCUCCCGUGCAGGCCUUGCGGUGCCUCGGGAGGCACGUGGGGACGGUCAGCCUGUCCCCGGGCUGGCGGCCUGAUGGGGCGGAUCUCUCCCACCCCUGCUGCAGACCCCGGGUGUGUAUCCACGUGGAGGGAGCAGGCCCUCGGGGGCUCACCUGGCCUGCGGUGGGUGUGACGGCGGCCCGGAGGAGGGGAGAUGGGCGUCCCAGCCCCCACUGGGCACCUGCAUCGUCAUGGGCACCGAGCCCCCUAAAUCAUGGGGCUGACUCUGAAUGAGUAACACACAUACACCCUGGCGUCCUAGGGAGCAGGAGGAGGACUUACUCUCUUCUCCCUC